CAGAACUACAAUGCUUCCAAGCGGAUACUGCAGCUUGCCCAGCCAAAGGGGCUGCACCCAGACUUCAUGCCCCCCAGAGAGAUUUCCAUAUCACCUCGGAAGAUAGUUGCAACCCCUCGGACCAUUGAGCUGUCGAAGCCCAAACAACUCCACCCGAACUUCAUGCCCCCGCGGGAUCCCGAGUGGCCGGUCACAGAGGCUGCCAAGCAUGCGGUGCCUACAAAAAGAAUUCUGGGGCUGGCCCAGCCUUCCUCAAGACCUCGUAUGACUCCACUCAACCCAGAUGCAUUCAAAGUGAAAGAGAGUGCUCUGAAGGCGGUUUGUACUCCACGGCUUGCAGAACUGGCUCAACCAAUUAGGCACUAA
Messenger RNA from Melospiza georgiana, 366 nucleotides. It is a transcript of the gene SPMAP2L, whose product is annotated as sperm microtubule associated protein 2 like. The coding region runs from base 67 to 366 and encodes 99 amino acids. The transcript has 3 exons. The record is from RefSeq and is a predicted model, not a curated record. NCBI's taxonomy places the organism in Eukaryota, Metazoa, Chordata, Aves, Passeriformes, Passerellidae.